AUGUUGUUGAUAUUAUCACAUUUGCAGAUAUGUUCUUCAUCUUAUAAAUUUCCUCAAUUAUGCAGAUUUUACACUAUUGCAAGUAAACAAAAAUGGUUGAAAAGACAAAAAAAUGAUCAUUUCACGAGAGAAGCCAGAGUCCAAAACUUAAGAUCUCGGGCAGCGUUCAAAUUAAAGGAAAUUGAUGAUAAAUUUAAACUUUUCAAAUCUGAUAAAAUUCAAAAUGUACUUGAUCUAGGUUUUGCACCAGGUUCAUGGUCUGAAGUAGCUAGGCAACGAUGUCAUGCAAGAUCAAUGAUCAUAGGUGUAGACAUCUUACCGUGUGAACCUCCCAAAGGUGUAAGUAGUCUACAAGCAAACAUCUUAUCAACGAAAACACAGGAUUUAAUUAGAUUGUAUUUUAAUAAACAUAGUAGGUUAGAUUAUAUUUUGAAUGAUGUUGAUAAUAUUCAUAAAGAUCAUGGAUUUCUAAAACCAAGGUUGCCCGCAGAUAUUGUGGAUCCGGAGUUUGAGCAUGAGUUGAAAGAUGAAGAAGAGUAUAGAGAAGUGUUUUCUCCAGAUGUCGAUAUCUCCUCACAUGAUAACCAACAACCUAUUGAUGUAAUUUUAAGUGAUAUGUAUGUACCGUUCCCCAGAUUGACUGGUUUCACGAAUAAUCUUACUAAUUUACCAUAUAUUAGGCUUAUGAAUACCUCGGGAGUAGCCAUUCGAGACCAUCUGUUAUCUGUUGAUCUUUGUGAUGCUGCUUUGGUAACUGCCAUUGAUUUAUUAAAAGUUAAUGGUUCCUUUGUCUGUAAACUGUAUACAGGGAAAGAAGAUAAAUUAUUCGAACAUAGACUAAAGCGUGUAUUCAAAGUGGUGCAAAGGUUUAAACCUGUAUCCUCAAGACUUGAAUCUAAGGAGAUUUAUUUUGUUGCAUUGAAAAAAAGAUCAGAUGUAGAUAAAUUUAAAGUUUUCGAUUAA
Molecule: messenger RNA, 963 nt
Organism: Arxiozyma heterogenica
Lineage: Eukaryota; Fungi; Ascomycota; Saccharomycetes; Saccharomycetales; Saccharomycetaceae
Gene: MRM2
Product: 21S rRNA (uridine2791-2'-O) methyltransferase
Exons: 1
Coding region: 1-963 (320 amino acids)
Biological process (GO): RNA methylation
Cellular component (GO): mitochondrion
Molecular function (GO): rRNA (uridine-2'-O-ribose)-methyltransferase activity
Source: RefSeq, a predicted model, not a curated record